CGAUGGUUCGUAAUAAAUACACAUUAACCACCGCUGGCAAGUCGCCCAGUAAGAAAGCUCGCACCGGCAGCAUCAGCAAGCAACACGACGCCAGCGACGACGGCGAGACCGGCAAUCUGGACAGCGGAAACGGUAGCGGCAGUCCUGUAGGAGGCGGAACCGAUACGAGCGCCAAACGAUGUGACGGCAGUUCGGUGCAUAAGCAAAACCUUUACAUCAUUUCGUUUCCCGUUAUCUUUGUGUUUAACGUGCUGCGUUCGCUGCUGUAUCAGUUGUUUAUAGUUUUUCGCUACGUGUACAACUUCACCACCAAAGUCGUGUACAAACCAGUGAAGAAGGAGUGUGGGCUCGAAAUCGUGAUAAAUACCGAUCACGGGCAUCACCAUCAUCACCAUCACCGGCAUAGCAGUCACAGCAUCCACAGCACCACUUCGCAACAGCAGCAGCAUCUUCAGCAGCUUCAGCAGCAGCAGCAACAACACCAGUACAGCCUACUGCAGCAGGACCAGCAGCAGCAGCAACAAGGUGUAGCAGAUUCUACCCAGCAAACAGCAGCACACCCUUUACAGUCCUCGCAGAGUGGCAUACUGGUCCACGGUGAAGGCCGCGAAAUGUCGAUACAGCGAUCGGCAAGCGGGAGCCAGGUCGGUCCCGGAGAUCCUUUGUUGGCUAAGCAGAAACACCACCACCGGCGUGCUUUCGAAUACAUCUCAAAGGCUCUUAAAAUUGAUGAAGACAACGAAGAUCAAAAGGAGUUGGCCAUCGAACUGUACCGAAAAGGCAUUCUGGAGCUGGAGCGUGGCAUCGCCGUCGAGUGCUGGGGUGGCCGUGGAGAAGUGUGGGAACGUGCACAGCGUCUGCACGAUAAAAUGCAAACCAAUCUGUCGAUGGCACGCGACCGGUUGCAGUUUCUAGAACUUAUGCUGGAAGCCAAACGACUUGAGUUGAUCGAAAGCAAACAAAAUGAGCAAAAUCAUAAGCACCACUCUACUAUAAGGCGUCAGAACACGUUCACACUCGGUACCGAAGAUGACAGUGCCGUACACCACCACCAUAAUCCAUCCACCGUUACCACCGAACAUGGUGGAUCAUCAUCAGCGUUUGCGGCGUCGUCCUCGACGUCCUCGAAAGACGUUACCGGCCAACGAGAGCAGCAAACGUACGAACGAAAGUUUAAGCUGCCCAUGUUCAUUCCCUCUAGCCUCAACGUUGCUAGCAGCCGGAAAAGUCCCACCGUUCUUCGGGAAGGUCCUUAUCGGGAAGCAAAAUCAAAACUGUACAAUACCGAAAACAAGAUCGUAUCGUUUAAUGAAAAUUGUGCCACUUUUGGACCAUCAUCCGGCACUACGACGGUAACGUCAAAGGGGACGCCAAGGACAGCGUCGGCGGUUGAACCUUCUCCACAUGCAUUGACCACUAAACAGAACAACAACGAAGCAUCCGGGCGGAAAUUAACCGUCGGCUACAAGCGUCCCGGCAAUCUGGGGGUGAUGAAUAAAUCACAAACCCUCCCACGAAGCAUGGGCGGUACCCGUACGACACCGACCGGCACGGGAGUAGGUGGCAUUGCCGGCGGGCUGGGGAAUGGAGCAACCUACGGAAGCAGCACCGCUGGCGGUGGUGCAGGCAUGCCAAAAAUUGUGCCAAAACCGGCAGCAACACCCCCUGCCAUCAGACGGCAAUUUUCGAUUCCUGGAAGUUCGCCAGUACGCAAGGCAAGCAAUGGCUACGGUAGCAAGAAUACGCCACCACCACCACGCUCAAAAACUCCUCUCGCCGGUCAGCAGCAACCUCAGCCACAACAACCACAAAUUUCCGUCAAGGGCGUUGAACCGAAGCUAGUACAAAUCAUCAUGGACGAGAUUGUGGAGGGUGGUGCGAAGGUACAGUGGCAGGAUAUUGCGGGCCAGGAGGUAGCAAAACAGGCCCUCCAGGAGAUGGUGAUUUUACCGUCGGUACGGCCCGAACUUUUCACCGGACUGCGUACACCAGCCAAGGGUUUGCUCUUGUUCGGACCGCCGGGCAAUGGGAAAACGUUACUCGCACGUGCCGUAGCCACCGAAUGUUCCGCGACAUUCUUUAGCAUCUCGGCCGCAACGCUCACGAGCAAGUACGUAGGCGACGGGGAAAAGCUGGUCCGUGCAUUAUUUGCCGUGGCACGCGAACUACAGCCGUCGAUAAUUUUCAUCGACGAAGUCGACUCGGUACUGUCGGAGCGUAACAGCAACGAGCAUGAGGCAACGCGCCGACUUAAAACUGAAUUCUUGGUACAGUUCGACGGUCUGCCAGCUAACUCGGAGGUGGACAAAAUAGUAGUGAUGGCGGCGACCAAUCGACCCCAGGAGCUGGAUGAGGCAGCACUGCGUCGGUUUCCGAAGCGCGUGUACGUUACCCUGCCCGAUCGUGAUACCCGCGAGCUGUUGCUGAGACGAUUGCUGCAAAAGCAGGGCAGUCCGCUAAGUGAUUCGGAAUUGGCACAGUUGGCACUGCUGACGGAAGGAUACUCUGGAUCGGAUUUAACCGCACUGGCACGGGAUGCAGCACUGGAACCGAUUCGAGAGCUUAACGUGGAAGAGGUCAAAAAUAUGGAUCCUACCAAGCUGCGUAGCAUCCGGGAGAGUGAUUUUCACAACUCGCUCAAACGCAUACGGCGCUCUGUGGCGCCACAAAGUUUAGCGGCGUACGAGAAGUGGUUACAGGACUUUGGUGACGUUACACUGUAA
Messenger RNA from Anopheles maculipalpis, 2723 nucleotides. RefSeq names its product spastin (gene spas). Gene Ontology annotation, molecular function: microtubule severing ATPase activity; ATP hydrolysis activity; ATP binding. Gene Ontology annotation, cellular component: microtubule cytoskeleton. The transcript is spliced from 6 exons. Lineage: Eukaryota; Metazoa; Arthropoda; Insecta; Diptera; Culicidae. Bases 3 to 2723 code for a protein of 906 amino acids. The record is from RefSeq and is a predicted model, not a curated record.